AUGGCUGAUCCCCGCUCUUACAAGGAUCUGGCCAAGAACUAUGAGAGACAAUUGGAUACCCUGAUAGAAGAGGGGACGUUUAAGCCUAUUUUCCUAUACCAUGUUAUCUUCCUCCACAUUUUGCCUUUGAUAGGUCUGGUCAUUCCUCGCAGCAGGGGCGGACAAUAUGUUCGCAGGGGCAUUUUUGUUCUCUGUAUUGCAAUUGCCAUCGAGAUAUUCCAACACCGACGGGCAGUUAUUGGAGGAAAUGGCUAUAUGCUUGGCUUGAUCACUGCGUGGUGGUUAGUAUGGAAUGCCACGCUGUUUGUCUUCACAGACCUUGAACAUGAUUUCAAGCGCAUUGAACGGAAAUCUGUUGAUGUCAAGUCUCAAAAUGACACCAAGCUUGAAACUAGUACUGCCAAAGAACAGGACAGCGACCUUUUUGUUUGGCGCUCAUAUCCUGAAAACUUUUGGCAUCGUCUCGAAUGGUCCGCUGGACUACUCUUCAAUCUGAGAGGGCCAGAAUGGAACUGGCGGGCUACCCAUCUAGGCCCUCUUCCACGACCAAUUCAUGCCCAAUUGAAUUCAGGAUUUGUGGGCAAAAUCAACGCAUGUGAACCCUCCGCAUAUCCCAGCGGAAAAGACCGCCUGAAGGCUGCGUUUCGGAAGUUCUUCAUAUCUUACCUGGUGCUGGACACCUUAAAAGUCAUCAUCCUGAUGCCAGAUCACUACUUUCAAGGGCUCACUCCAGCACAUUCAUCGUCACCAUUCCCUUUCUUUUACUUCAAAAAUAUUACAUUGCAUCCUAUUAUAUCCCACCUCUGCCGUCGUUUUUACAGCGGCAUAAGUGUGUAUUUUGCGAUAGAGUUCGUGACAUCACUCAACCCAAUCAUUUUCAUGGGGCUAUCUCUCGCAUUCCCCAACGGGGCUAAGAACCUAACCGCCGCACCACUGGAUGUUCCAUGGCUGUAUUUCGAUUCAUUCGGGCCAUUCAUCAUCCCGGUCCUUGACGAGGGGCUAGCGGGCUGCUGGGGUCGUUGGUGGCAUCAAAUCUUCCGUUACGGAUUUGUAGCUUCGGCACGUUGGAUCUUAUCCAUACUUCCAGCCGGCUUAACUUCUCAUGUGCAAGUCCGUCGUGUCACUUAUGUGGUGGUUGCUUUCGGUCUUAGUGGCUUUGUGCAUGCCUGUGGAAGUCAUACCCAGAUUGCAGAUACAUCUCCCGUAUUCGGGACAUUCUUAUUCUUCGCUUUGCAGGGUGUUGGAAUCAUGGCAGAGCGGAUUUUCAAGACAUCGAUCCUCCCUAAAACGUCCUUUGCUGGUGCGCCGAGAUGGCUAAGACGAACGGCAAACUUUAUCUUUGUGUUUUGUUGGUUGAUGGCCUUAGGUGGUCUCGUUGCGGAUGACUUUGCGAGGGGCGGCUUAUGGCUGAUGGAGCCUCUUCCAAUUAGUCCUCUUCGUGCGUUGGGAUUUGGACUGCCAGGCCAAGGUUGGUGGUGCUGGGAUGACCCCUGGUUCCGGUACUGGAGUGAUGGUACAUACUGGGGAAGUGGCAUACGGGUGUUGUAG
This is a messenger RNA of Penicillium griseofulvum, 1548 nucleotides long. RefSeq names its product wax synthase family protein. The record is from RefSeq and is a predicted model, not a curated record. Bases 1 to 1548 code for a protein of 515 amino acids. Lineage: Eukaryota; Fungi; Ascomycota; Eurotiomycetes; Eurotiales; Aspergillaceae. Gene Ontology annotation, biological process: lipid metabolic process. The transcript has a single exon.